This is a messenger RNA of Haliotis rubra (blacklip abalone), 1090 nucleotides long. RefSeq lists its product as uncharacterized. The record is from RefSeq and is a predicted model, not a curated record. NCBI's taxonomy places the organism in Eukaryota, Metazoa, Mollusca, Gastropoda, Lepetellida, Haliotidae. The coding region runs from base 77 to 1075 and encodes 332 amino acids. The transcript has 10 exons.
CACACAAAAUGUAGUUUCGGUCUACCGAUGUUCUCGAGCUACACAUUAUGAAAUAACACAGGUGUCACCUGACAACAUGGCCGAUGAUCAACCCCCGACAUCUUCUCCAAGAGAAGGCUCCACCGAUUACACACAGUAUGGCAUCACGGAUAUCCCCAAAUAUACGACACUCACAGCGUUCGGGAAGACAAAGACAUUUGCAGGCCUGUAUCCAAAAGAAUGGGCAUUUCUGGUUGUGUCGACCAUCAACAUCUUGGCAGCAGUAGGGCUGACAAUCUAUAGGCUGGUAGUGGUGGUCGAAUCUGACCCUGAGUCAUCGGAUUUCACCUUCACGAUACUCCUUCUUAUCAAUGCUGGUUUCAGUGCCUUCUAUGUCAUCCAUGGUGUGUUGCGUGAACGUGUGUACGAGCUCUACGCGCUGAUAGUGGCCAUCUUGGUAGUGACCAUGUACUGUGUACUGGAGUAUGGAGCCUUCAACAAAGAAGGGCAAACAACAGUCAAACUGGUAAAGAUAAAUAUGUGUAUCUUAGCACCGCCAAACAUUUUUCUAGCCUGGGCUGUUGCAAAGGACUUUGGAUAUCUGGAAUUUAGAAUAGUUGGCGCUUCAGAAUAUCUGCAACAUCUCUACAAACAGGCCGCCAUAUUUUCCUGCUUCUUGAAAUUAGACUUGCAGGCAUCGGUAAGCUUUGUGGUCCUGGCCUUGAAGGAGGGAACGGACAUCACACUGCUGGAAAAGAUCAAUCUGGGUGUUGGGAUACCAUACACACUUUUGUGGUCAAUACUGGGCUGGUUCGUGGUGACGAGGGAACUGAGGGUGUGGGUGGGUGUUUGCUGUGGCGGUGUUAUCAAGCCUGCAUACUAUCUCUACAAAGUUAUUAAAGUGUAUACAGAGCUGGCGGAGGACCCUGAAGCCUUCAGCAACACCAUCGUGUACUCCCUCCUGGCUGCAGGAGCUAUUGCCCUGAUUUCCUGGUUCAUUCUCAUGGCAGAGCUGAUCGCUGUAUACAGAAACUUUGGCAAAGGUCUCAGAGAAAGAGGCACCCGAACUAACUCAAGAUCUCAUCCUCUUCACUAACAACUGUCAUGAAUU